UUGAAAGAUGGCGAACAGAUUUUUAUGCAGGACCAUUUGCAUAGGAAUCUGUCAAUUUUGAUGUUUUUUAUUUUCUGAAAAAUAUUAACAUUUCUUCAUAUUUCACUUCCUUUAUAAACCCAGCAGGAUGAAGGCUGUAAAACAAUGGAACCAAGAUUAAUAAUGAGAUAUUGAUGAUAGUUGUUAUGAAGAACUUUUAUCAUGAAUGAAAUAUGCUUGGAGAAUACAUCAUCUCAUAAACAUCUAUUUUAUAGGCUCCAGACAUGGCUACAAAACACAGAGACCUUCCACAAGCUUUGUUGCUGUUAAGUGAAAUGAAUCUUAGUGCACAACAUGUUGCAUCUUUAGUAGACAAUAUGAUCCAAAGAGUUAGAAAAGGUGAACUCACCACAGACCAGGGCCUCAGUUUCUUAGAAAUGAAGUACAAUAUGUUACUAAGUUAUCUAAUCAACUUAACAUAUGUAGUAUUGAGAAAGUGUGCAGGUGAGAAAAUAGAAGAUGAUCCUUGCAUAGAUAGAUUGAUUGAAAUCAGGACCAUAUUGGAAAAAAUAAAACCCAUUGAUCAUAAACUGAAGUAUCAAAUUGACAAAUUGGUGAAAACAGCAGUUAUUGGAACUGACCCAGAUGAUCCAACUAAGUACAAAGCUAAUCCUGAGAAUCUUAUCAGAAAUUCUGAUGAAUCUGGAAGUGAUGAUGAUGAGGAGCAGAAGAUGAAAAAGGAAAACAAUAAAACUGGAGUUUAUGUUCCUCCAAAGCUCUCUGCUGUUCACUAUACAGGCGAUGAAUCUGCUCAAGACAGAAAGAAACGUCUGCAAGAGAAAUCCAAGAAGAGUGCCCUAUCAGCCUCCAUAAUGCAGGACCUCAGAGAAGAAUACCUAGACACGCCGACAGUGGUGACGCAGAGCAGCAGGGCUCAGCAGAUGCUGUCCAAGCAGCAGCAAGAGAGACAGGCGUACGAGGAGGAGUACAUGACGCGUUUGCCGGUGAGCAAGGGCGACAAGCACAAAGGGCGCGGUCGGCUGACGACCUUGGGAUCCUUGGGAGACGAGAUCACGGACUUCGGGACCGCGCAACCGGGUAGCGGCGGUAAGAGGAAGAGGAAAAGCUUGACGAAAUCGAAAGGGAAGAGUUUCAAACGUAAACGGUUUCACUGA
Molecule: messenger RNA, 1154 nt
Organism: Phaedon cochleariae (mustard beetle)
Lineage: Eukaryota; Metazoa; Arthropoda; Insecta; Coleoptera; Chrysomelidae
Source: the annotation of a GenBank genome assembly